Molecule: messenger RNA, 2862 nt
Organism: Scomber scombrus (Atlantic mackerel)
Lineage: Eukaryota; Metazoa; Chordata; Actinopteri; Scombriformes; Scombridae
Gene: stat1a
Product: signal transducer and activator of transcription 1a
Exons: 25
Coding region: 117-2408 (763 amino acids)
Biological process (GO): defense response; regulation of transcription by RNA polymerase II; type I interferon-mediated signaling pathway
Molecular function (GO): RNA polymerase II cis-regulatory region sequence-specific DNA binding; DNA-binding transcription factor activity, RNA polymerase II-specific
Source: RefSeq, a predicted model, not a curated record
GGCUGUUGAGGAGCUGUCGUGCAGAGUCGCUGCUCGAUGAAGGAAAAACGCCUUUUAGGAAGUAAAACCUCCAUUUCUGUCUUAGAUUAUUAAACAUUUCCUCACAAUAAAAGACGAUGGCGCAGUGGUGCCAGCUGCAGAUGCUGGACUGUAAGUACCUGGAGCAGGUGGACCAGCUGUACGACGACUCGUUCCCCAUGGACAUCCGACAAUACCUGAGCAGGUGGAUCGAGAGCAUCGACUGGGACACAGUGGCGAUCCAGGACUCGCUGGCAACCGUCCGUUUCCACGACCUUUUGGCUCAGCUGGACGACCAACACAGCCGCUUCGCCCUGGAGAACAACUUCCUGCUGCAGCACAACAUCCGCAAGAUCAAGAGGAACCUGCAGGACCGGUUCCAGGAAGAUCCGGUCCACAUGGCGAUGAUCAUCUCCAGAAACCUGAAGGAGGAGCAGAAGAUCCUGGCCAAUGCAAAGAGUACAGAGCAGGAAAGCGAGGGGACGGUGUCGGCCAUGGUGGUGGAGAAGCAGAAGCUGGACAACAAAGUGAAGGAGAUGAAAGACAGAGUGCAGGUUGCCGAUCAAAAUAUCAAGAAUCUAGAAGACCUGCAGGAUGAGUACGACUUUAAAAUCAACACGCUGAAGAACAGAGAGAAUGAAAUGAACGGCAUGACGCCAAAGGAGCUGGAGAAAGAGAAGAUGGUGGUGGCGAGGAUGUGCUUCGAGCUCAAAGGCAAACGACAGGAUGUGGUGAACCAGCUGUCCGAGCUGCUGACCGUCACUCAGGCUCUACUGUCGGACCUGAUCUCCGAGGAGCUGCCCGAGUGGAAGCAGCGGCAGCAGACCGCCUGUAUCGGAGGUCCGCCCAACGCCUGCGUGGACCAGCUGCAGAACUGGUUCACAGCAGUAGCGGAGAGUCUCCAGCAGGUCCGACAGCACCUGAAGAAGCUGACGGAGCUGGAGCAGAAGUUCACCUACGACUGCGACCCCAUCACUCAGAAGAAAGGAUACCUGGAGGCUCGAGCUCUGGAGCUCCUCAAGAACCUCCUCUCCAACUCUCUGGUCGUAGAGAGGCAGCCCUGCAUGCCCACCCAUCCGCAGAGGCCCCUGGUGUUGAAAACAGGCGUCCAGUUCACCGUAAAACUCCGGUUUCUGGUGAAGCUGCAAGAGUUUAACUACCAACUCAAAGUCAAGGCUGUGUUUGAUAAGGAUGUUACAGAAAAGAAAGGGUUUCGGAAGUUCAACAUUUUGGGAACGAACACCAAAGUGAUGAACAUGGAGGAGUCGAACGGCAGCCUGGCAGCAGAGUUCAGGCAUUUGCAACUGAAAGAACAAAAAGUAGCCGGGAACAGAACAAAUGAGGGUCCUCUGAUCGUCACCGAGGAGCUCCACUCGCUCAGCUUCGAGUCCGAGCUGCAGCUCAACCAGUCGGGACUCGACAUCAAGCUGGAGGCCAUGUCUCUGCCGGUUGUCGUCAUCUCCAACGUCUGCCAGCUGCCCAGCGGCUGGGCCUCCAUCCUCUGGUACAACAUGCUGACCACCGAGCCCAAGAACCUGAAGUUCUUUCUUUCCCCGCCGGCAGCGAAGUGGUGUCAGCUGUCUGACGUCCUCAGCUGGCAGUUCUCCUCCGUCACCAAGCGAGGCCUGAGCCAGGAGCAGCUCAACAUGCUGGCGGACAAGCUGCUCGGAGCCAGAGCUCAGAGAAACCCGGAGGGUCACAUCCCCUGGACCAAGUUCUGCAAGCAGCAGAGUGCUAACGAGAAAGCUUUUCCCUUCUGGUUGUGGAUCGAAGGCAUCCUGGAUCUGAUUAAAAGACAUCUGCUUUCACUCUGGAACGACGGCUCCAUCAUGGGUUUCCUCAGUAAAGAGAGGGAAAAGGGUCUGCUGAGCGAUAAGUGUCCGGGAACCUUCCUGCUCAGGUUCAGCGAGAGCAGCAAAGAAGGAGCGAUCACCUUCACCUGGAUCGAACACGACGUGCACCUUAAGCCCAUCUACCACUCGGUGGAGCCGUACACAAAGAAGGAGCUCGGUGCCGUCUCGCUGCCCGACAUCAUCCGCACCUACAAGGUGAUGGCGGCUGAGAACAUCCCAGAGAACCCGCUCCGCUUCCUCUUCCCCAACAUCCCAAAAGACAAAGCGUUCGGGAAGUACUACCCCAAACCCUCCGAGACUCCGGAGCCGAUGGACGUGGAGAACACAGAGAAGAGCGGCUACAUGAAGACGGAGCUCAUAUCUGUCUCAGAAGUACAUCCGUCCAGACUGCAGGACAACAUGAUGCCGAUGUCACCCGACGACUACAAGGUGCUGGAGCAGUACGUCGGCCCGAGAGACAUCGACGCUGUGUUUCAGACCGACAGUCUUCUCGCACUCGCAGGAGAGUUUGACGAUCAGAUGAGCGCUGACAUUUAGAGCAAAGCUGAGGCCUCACUUCACGGAUCUCUUCAUUAUAAUACUGUAUUUUGUGUGUUCUUGAUCAUGUAAUACUCUACUCAUGGUAGUCAGUAGACCAAUCAGCUCACAUGAAUAUUGUAGAAGCAAGUUUUCUUCCUGUUGUUGUGUACAUACGUCCCUUUUUUUUAUUAUCGAAUGUGAAAAUGAACUAUCCUUUACAGUACAUCCUGGCUGUAUAACAGUGGAUUUUAAGACUAUGAUUCUAGCUCCUCCUGUGGCUUUACUUUGUAGCAGAAAUACUAUGAAAAUAAGAUGAUUUAUAGGAAAUUAUAUAUGGUUUUAUGUCUCUGAAAAAAUCUCUCUGUCUGUUUUCUGUUGCACUCAACAUAACAUUUUAUUUAAACUUUAUCAUUAUGUUUUAAGUGCUGUGACAGUGGACCUGCUGGAGCAAUUAAAUCAUUUAAAAACUCAA